Molecule: messenger RNA, 1405 nt
Organism: Diabrotica balteata
Lineage: Eukaryota; Metazoa; Arthropoda; Insecta; Coleoptera; Chrysomelidae
Source: the annotation of a GenBank genome assembly
UCGUGUUAUGUAAUUGUAUUAAAAUAACAAUUUUUCAAUUUAAAUCCAUCUGUUAGUUUAUUUAUCAGUCAGUAAAAUGUGUACGCUAACCGAGCAUCACAAGCAGCUUAUACACGAAAUUGCGAUAAAAAAUGGAUUUGCGGAGUAUGAGCUCACUAUUGUACCUUGUUUAUCAAAAGGGGGCAAUUUUAUGGGAAUCGUUUCCGCUGUUACUAUUCACAAUAGUGAAAAAAAGUUAGAAGUUGUCUUAAAAUCGGCGUUUUCGUAUGAAAAGGAAAAACCUCCAAAGAUGCUUUGUGAUGCUUACAAACGAGAAAUUUAUAUGUACACAAGAAUUUUUGAAGAAUUUCACAAGUUUCAAGAGGAGUAUGGCAUUAUAGAACCAUUUAAUAGUGUAAUUAAAAUACAAAACUACUCAGAUAUUGAGGGAAGCCAGUGUUUGAUUAUGGAAAACUUAAAAACAGCAGGCUAUCAGCUUUGGGAUAAAACAAUUCCUUUUAAUCCGGAACAUAUGGAAACAGUUAUUAAAGAGUACGCCAGAUUUCAUGCUGUGUCGUUUGGUAUGAAACACAAAAAUCCUAAAUUAUUUGAAGAGCUCACUUUGCCGAUAAAAGGACAUAUUUUUGAUAAUGAGGAAAUGUUUACCAGUGUCGAUAAAAGUAUUACUUACAUUACCACAAUGUUUAAAAAUAUAUACGAGGCAAUAGCUGAUGAUAAACAUCUCACCGAAUACGCAAAAGAAAUUGAGAAUAAAUUACCACAACAUUUUUGGGAAGGAUUAAAAAGAAAAGAUUUAAAAUGUGUUGUUUCUCACGGUGACUGUUGGUGUAAUAAUUUCAUGUUUAAAUACAAAGAUUCUCAAAACCGUAUCACACCAAGCAAAAUUUGUAUAAUCGACUGGCAGUUGGCCAGUCUUAAUUCACCUCUUUAUGAUUUUGCGUACUUCUUUCUAGUACAUGCAGACAAGGAAACUUUAAAUAAGUAUGAGGAGUAUUUAGAUUUAUAUUACAACACGCUAUCCAAACAAUUGGAGAACUUUGACUGUGAUCCACAAGAAGUAUUCCCAUAUGCAACAUUUGAAGAACAUGCCAAUUUUUAUGUUUUGAAUCAUAUACUUACAGUCACUAUAGUACUAAAAAUAAUGCUAUGUGAAACUGAAGAAGCACCAGAAUUCUCUGAUGCUCUGGAGGAUAUGGACAAAAUGAUGGCCGGAAUGGAAUUCGACAUUAAAAAUAAGGAAAUAUAUAAUGAUCGACUAAAAGAUUUAUUUGAAUUUUUGAAUAGUCGUAAUUUUUAACUCUUAAUAUUUAUUAUAGUAGUAGUUUUAUUAUUUAUGUAAUUUCCAGAAAUGUGUUUAUAAAUAUGUAGUUCCAACCCUACAAAUAUAAAAAGUUAUUUAUUAGUA